AUGUCAUUGGAAGAAGAGGGUAUUUGUUUUCAUAGUGAUGCAAGUGAUGAAGAUAUAAGUAGAGAAAACACAACAGACUUGAAUGAGAUUGUAUCAACACCUAAGAUUGGAAUGAAUUUUGAUUCAUUGGAUGCCUUAUUUUUGCACUACAAAAUAUAUGGAAGGCAAGAAGGUUUUGGUGUUAAGAAGAAAACAAGUCGUAAGUCACUGAAUGGGAAAAUAACAUUUGUUUGCUUUUCAUGUUCUCGAGCUAGGAAAUCACAACCCACAAAACAAAAUUUUCUCAUUCCUAAUCCACAGAUGAAAACAGAUUGCAAAGCAAGAAUUAAUGCUACCUUGUUUGAAGAUGGAAAAUGCAAGAUUAAUUAUGUUGUGCUUGAACAUAAUCAUUGUCUAAGUCCACACAGAUCACGAUUCUACACUUGCAAUAGAGAAAUAAGUAUAGGGGUACAAAGAAGGUUAGAACUAAAUGAUCGAGCUGGGGUUAGUGUGGCAAAAAAAUUUCAAACACUUGUAGUAGAAGCUGGUGGUCAUGAUAAAGUUCCAUUCUUAGAAAAAGAUUGUAGAAAUUUUGUUGAUAAAGCUAGGCGUUUGCGCUUAGGAAUUGGAGAUGCCAAAGCAAUCCAUGAUUAUUUCAUGAGUAUGCAAGCUAAGAAUUCUAGCUUCUUUUACAUGAUGGAUUUAGAUGAUGAUGGUCGAAUAAAAAAUGUAUUUUGGGCCAAUUCUAGGAGUAGAGCAUUAUAUGAAGAGUUUGGUGAUGUUGUUACGUUUGACACAACAUACAUGACAAAUAAAUAUGAUUUGCCAUUUGCACCUUUUGUAGGAGUAAAUCAUCACAGACACUAUAUCUUGUUGGGGUGUGGAUUGUUAUCAAAUGAGGACACUAAUACAUUUAUUUGGUUGUUCAAAACAUGGCUUACAUGCAUGAAUGAGUGUGCACCGAUUGCUAUAAUCACUGACCAAGACAAAGCAAUGAAAAAGGCUAUAGAAGUUGUAUUUCCUGAAACUCGACAUCGUUGGUGUUUAUGGCAUAUAUUGAAAAAGAUACCUGAAAAGUUAAGGGGAUACAAAUUUUAUGAACAAAUAAAGAAUGUCUUGAAAAAUGUGGUUUAUGAUUCCUUAACCAAGGAAGAAUUUGAAGAAAAAUGGGGAGAUUUUCUCAAUGAGUUUAAUCUUUUAGAGAAUGUGUGGUUGAAUGAUUUAUAUGAGGAGAGACAUCGUUGGGUUCCUACAUUUGUGAUAGACACUUUUUGGGCAGGUAUGUCAACUACUCAACGUAGUGAAAGUAUGAAUUCAUUUUUUGAUGAUUAUGUAAAUUCGAAGACAUCAUUGAAGCAAUUUGUUGAACAAUAUGACCUUGCUUUAAGAAAUAAGGUUGAGAAAGAAAACCUUGCAAAUUUUCAGUCUUUCAGUACUGAAAUCCUGUGUGUAACACAUUUUGAGAUAGAAAAGCAAUUUCAAAUGAUCUAUACUCAUUCUAAGUUUAAGGAAUUACAACAUGAGCUAACUAGGAAGCUAUAUUGUAAUGUUUCUUGUAAAGGUGAGAAAGAUGGUGCAUAUUAUGUAACUGAGACUUUAUUUAUUGGAGAUAAACAAAAAGAAAUGGGUUAUAAUGUUCAGUUCAAUAACGAGACAUGUGAGGUAAAAUGUGCUUGUCGACUAUUUGAAUUUAAAGGGAUCAUUUGUAGGCAUGCGUUAUCAGUUUUGAUACGAGAACAUGUCAAAAGUGUGCCAGAAAAGUAUAUUGUACCACGGUGGAGGAAAGAUAUAAAACAAUGCCAUACAAGAAUCAAGGUCAACUAUAAUGAAUGGAGUGGAAGUUUUGAAACUCAACGGUAUGAUAGAUUGUAA
This is a messenger RNA of Humulus lupulus (European hop), 1851 nucleotides long. RefSeq names its product protein FAR-RED IMPAIRED RESPONSE 1-like. The transcript has a single exon. Gene Ontology annotation, molecular function: zinc ion binding. The record is from RefSeq and is a predicted model, not a curated record. Gene Ontology annotation, biological process: regulation of DNA-templated transcription. Bases 1 to 1851 code for a protein of 616 amino acids. Lineage: Eukaryota; Viridiplantae; Streptophyta; Magnoliopsida; Rosales; Cannabaceae.